GCGCCCGGGGAGCUCGCUCCGCGCUUACGUAACGAUGGCCGAGCCCGCGAGCUGAUGGCCGCGCUCGUCUGGUGGCUGGCGGCCUGCUGCCUCGUGCGCGCCGUCGCCGCCGGCAACCCCGACGCCAAGCGCCUCUACGACGACCUCCUGUCCAACUACAACAAGCUAGUGCGCCCCGUCGUCAACACGACCGACGUCCUUCGCGUCUGCAUCAAGCUAAAGCUCAGCCAGCUCAUCGAUGUCAAUCUGAAGAACCAGAUAAUGACCACAAACCUGUGGGUGGAACAGUCGUGGUACGACUACAAGCUGCGCUGGGAGCCGCGCGAGUACGGCGGCGUGCAUAUGUUACAUGUGCCAUCCGACCACAUCUGGCGGCCUGAUAUCGUUUUAUAUAACAAUGCCGACGGCAACUUCGAGGUAACGUUGGCGACCAAGGCGACCAUCUACCACCAAGGGCUGGUCGAAUGGAAACCGCCCGCGAUUUACAAGUCCUCCUGUGAAAUAGACGUGGAAUAUUUUCCUUUCGACGAGCAAACGUGCGUUCUUAAGUUCGGUAGCUGGACUUACGACGGAUUUAAGGUGGACCUCAGGCACAUGGACGAGCAAGCCGGCAGCAACGUGGUGUCCGUGGGAGUGGACCUGUCAGAGUUCUACAUGUCUGUCGAGUGGGACAUCUUAGAAGUGCCUGCUGUAAGAAACGAGAAGUUCUACACGUGCUGCGACGAGCCGUACCUGGACAUCACGUUCAACAUCACGAUGCGCCGCAAGACGCUGUUCUACACUGUUAACAUCAUCAUCCCUUGCAUGGGGAUCUCGUUCCUCACCGUCCUUACCUUCUACCUACCCUCAGAUAGCGGCGAAAAGGUGACGCUCUCCAUAUCCAUCUUGAUCAGUCUGCACGUGUUCUUCCUACUGGUGGUGGAGAUCAUCCCUCCCACCUCGCUCGUCGUGCCUUUGCUGGGGAAAUAUCUCAUUUUUGCUAUGAUAUUGGUAUCAAUAAGUAUAUGCGUAACUGUAGUGGUGCUCAACGUACAUUUCCGGUCUCCACAAACGCACCGGAUGGCGCCGUGGGUGAAGCGCGUCUUCAUUCACAUCCUGCCUAGACUACUCUUCAUGAAGCGGCCGCAGUAUAAAUUUGACACGACAAGGUCGCGGUUUACGACGUGCGGCGUGGUGGUGCGCUGCGGCGGUGCGGCGCGACCGCUCUACCCGUACCGGCUGGCGUCCGCCGACGACGACUGCUGCGCGCCCGGCGCCUGGCCGCCGCCCGCCGCGCCCACGCGCCCGCUCACGCGCUCGCCCAGCAAGGAGGACCUCACGCACACCACCUACGUGCAGUCGGGGUUAGGUGACAGUAAUCGCUUCGGAGGCAGCUGCGUGGUGCACGGGUCGAGCGAGGGCGGCGCUCUGCCGGUGCCCGAGGAGGAGGCCUUGAGUCCCGUGCCGGAGCCCCCGCAGGGCUUCAGCCACUCGUCCUGCCCGCCCGAGGUGCACAGGACGUGUUUCUGUGUACGCUUCAUUGCCGAGCACACGAGAAUGCUCGAAGACUCUACUAAGGUAAAAGAAGAUUGGAAAUAUGUCGCAAUGGUGCUGGAUCGUUUAUUUCUAUGGAUAUUCACGCUAGCCGUCCUGGUCGGGACGGCCGGCAUUAUUCUACAAGCGCCCACGCUUUAUGAUGACAGAGUGCCCAUUGAUAAGGCCUUCAAUCAAAUCGCCACCUCGACCCUAGUCCGGUGUCCGCCUCCAUCAUAAUGGGGUGUAACUCUUGGCGAAAGGACCGCAUCACUGAUCAAACGAUCACCCAUAAUCAUUUUUGUAAGCGUAUUUUAUAUCAACAAUUUACUUACAAUACGAUUACUAUAAUAAGUUGACCAGGGCGCAUCCACUGUAUAGGAUCUUCUAUUUGUGUCAGAAAUAAGUAUAAUAAUUUUUGUUCCAGUAUGAGUAUUGUUUUAGGAAGACCCUAGACAAGUGCAUGCUAGGUAUCAUGGGUAAUGUAACGCGCUAAUAUCAUAAGAAUAAAAUUAUAUUAUAUCAAUUGCAAAGUGCAAACACAACAUUAUGAAAGUGACUACAUGCGACUCAACGUUCGGUCCGUAAAUAAAUUGGUACUGUAAUUUGUUUGUAAUUAUAAAUAUGUAAGUAUUAUAUUGUUUUAUAAUAUAACAAUAUGUGCCUAUUCACAGUUUUAUUAAAUUUAGUGUCCAGGCGUUUAUCAGAGAAAAAAUUCUGCGCUUUGAUUUAGGAUAAUUUUCGCUCGUUAACCAUAGUCAUGUGUCUAAUAACUUUUUAUUUAUUUAUUAAGGAAAAUCUAUCGUUAAUACAUUAAAAUCAUGCUUAUAUUAUUACAAUUUUAAGUUAUGUCAAUGCUUAACUAUUUAAAAGAUUUUCACAACAUUCACAAUUUUUUACAGAGUAUAUGUUAUGUCAUAAUAGGUUGUUUGUUGUUUGUUUUAAAAUAAAAUAAACUUAUUUAGAUCAAUUGAAUCUACAUGAUAUUUAAAUUUAUAAAGGACCAAUUUAUUUUUUUUAAGAAGACAGAUCCUUAAUAUACCUAUAAUCUAGAGAGGAUUAACAGCCUAAUCCGUAUUAAUAAAUACGCCUUGUCGUACGAAUAUUUACGUGCUAUCUAGGCUAUGAAUAUGCUAAAGGCUAAAAAAAUAUUUCGCACAAGGUUGGGAUACGUAGCAAACAAAUUACAGUCAUAAAUUUUGAACGGUCGCGCGGUCGCCGCAUCGUACUAACGCACACCCGUCCUGCCGACACGUGUUCUAUUCCACGACACGUAUUUUUGGUGUCACGUAAAAAGAGCGCUUGCUGCUUUGCUCGGCCAUUUGUUGACGUAACUGGUUGAUGUCCAAAUACAUAAACUGCGGGUGUUUUGAAAUAUUAUGUUGAAAUUUUUUAGAGAUAAUUUCAAAAAUUUAUUAUAUUGAUACAACCCUACCGGAAAUGUAUCAAGCCAAUCAAACCAAGCGAUUGAGAAUUUCGGUAUAAUGCUACGAAUACUAUUAAAAGUAUGUAACUUUCGUAAUAAAAAAUUAGGUACUUCUUGAAGUAACUUAAUUAAUAACAUAUUAAUUAUUUGGCUAUAUAAUAAAUGUCAACAGCCGUGAUAGCCCAGUUAUGGAUGGAGGAUAUGACCUCUGCCUCCGAUUCCGGAGGAUGUGGGUUCGAAUCCGGUCCGGGGCAUGCACCUCCAACUUUUCAGUUGUGUGCUUUUUAAGAAAUUAAAUAUCACGUGUCUCAAACGGUGAAGGACAUCGUGAGGAAACCUGCACACCAGAGAAUUUUCUUAAUUCUCUGCGUGUGUGUAGUCUUCCAAUCCGCAUUGGGCCAGCGUGUUGGACUAUUGAUUUAACCCCUCUCAUUCUGAGAGGAGACUCAACAGAAAUCAGCUUUCGCUUCGUCAAAAAGUCCGCCUCUAAAAGUACCUGGCCCAUUAGGCUGGGCGGCGUUACUCUUUGUAUAGCGAUUGAACUUAAGUACUUUUUAUAAAUAAUAAUAAUUAUUAUUUAAGCAUCACAAUGUUAUGUCAAUGUUAAAAUCGGCGCUACCUCUUCCACACGAGAUAAAAUUUGAAAAGUAACUAUGAAUUGUGCUGUAUUUUAUGAAGUUGCUAUUAAAAAUGUCAUAAUAACAUGCAGGCAGGCAAAUUGUUAAUUUAAUUGUAUAGUGUGAAAGGGGCUUAACGUGACACCCGCAAUACGUCAUAUUUUACAUUCUAAGAUUAAUAUUACGUAGUUCAUCUCUCCUACCUUCUUAACUAACUUCUGUACUAGUAUUUCAUCAAGUUGAAUAGUAAUUUAGCGGUAAAUUUGUAUUAGGUAUACUAUACGUAAGCCAUCUGUCAAAACUUCUUGCUCACGUUUGUUGUUGUUGUUUAGAUUAUGUAGAGAUUUUUAUACCGGUUUUCAGGGAAAAGCAACUCUUUUCUUUUAAAUUAUCUAAAACUAUAAAGACACAAUGCAAAAAAAAAGUAUCAUUACAAUCGACGAUCAAACUCGGUGAUUUAUUUGAAUAUUUCAGUCUCUGUAUUUUAUAUUUUAAACAAAUUAAAUACUAAGUAAUCAAUUAUAAAAUAUUAGAAAUUAUUCAUCAAUUCAUUUACAGGUUUGUUCCUUUUAAAAAGUGAUUCCUGGUCCAAUGAUCAUGCCAAUGAUAGUGAUGACUAUAAAAAAAAAAAAAUUAUAGUUUAACAAGUCUUAUUCAAACGCUAACUUAAGCGUAUAUUGUUGACUUAAAAUGUGUUGUGUUAUACACAUAUUUUAUAUAACAAUUCUUAAUUGACCACAUAAGAAGCUGUUUGUGUGAUUGAAGUAAUAUUUUCUAUGUGUGAACUUUGAUCAAAUGAAAUCGACUAUAAAUAUAAAGAUGUAUCUAUAAUGUAUAUCGGUUCAUCAUCAAUUUCAUAUUAUUUUACUUUUACCUAAAAUCUUAAUAAUUUAAGUACUUAGCUCUUAUUACAAAUCUUGUCUUACAUUAUAUCUUCUAGGAGUAAGAAUUUUCUUGAAAUUUUUCCAAGUACCUAUCAAGUCGUAGAAUAGAACAUGUAUAAUAAAUAUAUCGAUUUUAUUACUUAUAAGAGACUUUUAGACGUUCAGAAAUUUAUAGAAAAGGGGUCAUUUUUAUGCAUAAAAAAAAUAGAUAGAAAGAUGUUAUUUUCAUUAAUUAUAAGAAAAUUCAACAUAAUCACUUACUAUUCACUCAUACCGUGCUUGGGACUUUAAUUACUGUGACAUCAUAAUUAAAAUUUAAAAACAUAAGAAUUGUGACGUCAGUCUUUGCCGGUUUUCAUAUAAGUGACAUUGCAAAGAAACGUCAAAACUGACGUCACUAUUUAUGCUACUUAACUUUACUUGCUACACCCUUUCUACCAUAAUACUGUAGAUAAGAUCUCUAUCUCUUCCUUUAUACCAUGAUGAGAUGUGAUAGAGAAAGAUAGAGACGAAUUCGAAACUCACACUGUCGAGGUAUAAAAAAUUCAUUACAAAAAUUUAGUAAUGAACUUUUUAGGUCAGUCUAACUAGGCUAUGAUAUGUAUGUAUCAAACCUAACAAAUUCCAUGUUGUUUUUGCAACAAAAACCACUAAGUCCAGGUGAGUGUUUCAAAGUCCGCAAAGUCCAUUCUGUUUUUCUUGGUUUCGUAAAGAUAUUCCUCAAAAAGCUUAAAAAAAUAAUAUUCUAUAUUCAUUUAAAAGAUACAUCAGCACUUUUAGUACUAUAGCUAAUCCAAUUACGAUUAGUGAUAAAAAUAUGAAUUUCUCAAAAGUUGUCAAAGUGGACAAUGUGGUUUUUGAAUCUAAUAGACUCAAAUAGCGAUGUUUUGUAUAACUCGCAAGCGCGAGAUUGGAAUUCACUUCUAUCUUUCUCUGUCUAUAGUAUAGUGUUAGAGAAAGAUAGAGGUGAAUACGAAACUCGCAUUAACGAAUUACGGAAUAGUAGCUCUGAUGAGAAUGUCGUAGUGAUUCAGUCCCUCGAACACAUAGUAGGCGUCCAUCCCGAUUUUACAUAAUCCGUACUAUGUUAUAUAACAAAAUGAAUUUAUACUUAUUAAUAUAAAAGUAAAAUAUUCCCAUAAGAUGUAAGUAGGUAUGAAAUAAACAUAAUAAUUUAAGGACGAUUGCUCAAUUUUGUGACCGAGUAUAAAGGAGAUCACCAAUUUUCAUUAUUAAGAAAUCCGUAUCCAAAUACCUGACUCCGAUUUCACUAAACUAAAGUAAUACUCACACAAAAAAAACUGACUAAUAGGACAAAAACAUGAUAAAAAACGCACAAAAUGUUUUAUAUUUGUUUUUGUCCUCGUGCGAUUAUCUUAAAAAUUAUGUCAUCAUGAAAGGCAUGCCCCAAAAUAAUAUAGAUCAAGUAUGAAUGAAUGAAUGAAAUAUACUUUAUUGUACACCAAAAAGAAUAAUAACAAGCAAGCAUGUAAUGGUCAUAUAAAGGCCUGCAUCUUAUAUCUAUCUUUAAAUUUUUCUUUCCAACACCUUUGUCCUUGUUCCAAGCUAUGAGUGUCUAUGCUUAAUUUACCAGUCACAUGUUAAUCGGUGUUAUAGUUUUCGAGAUCAGUGUGACAGAAAAAACAUAUAAACUUAGCCAGUAAUCAUGCAAUUUUUUCUCAAAAUCGAUUAUUCGAAAGAUGGUGGACUAAGAUAAAGCAUGAGACCAAACUCGCUUGUCAAACUUGACUUUUUCAUUAAGCAAAAUACACUAAGAAAAUCUGCAAACUGUCAAAUUGUUUGACAAACGCAUUUGAUUUGACAAAAAGUUUGAUCGUUAACAGGGAGCUUAACGCGUUCAACCAAACACAUUUUUUAGCUUAAGCCCUCAAUCGCACGAGAGUUUUUUUAUCAGAUGUUAAAAAACAUUUAAAUACAACAAAUGCAUUCCCAUGGUAAUGUUCACACGACAGCGUUUUAAAAACACGAUGUCUUUUUAUCGAACAGUGUUGCAUUUUCAAUUUUGGGCGUUAGAAAUAGACCAUGAAUUAAAUUAAGAACGUAAACAAAAGCACCAACGCUGGGUUUCAACUUUCAACGUAAGCUUUUUAAACUCACGUGCGAAUGAGGACUGACAAGCUUAUAAAUUAAUAAAUACCUAAUUGAAAGUAAUGAUAUAUUAUUAAUUUUCAGUGGUCAAACAAUUGUUAAAUUAAUUAUAUACAAAAUGAUUUAUGAUUGAAUGUGUGUGUAUAGAUAUUAUACGAUAUGUUUUUUUUAACAAAAGCCUUUUAAAGGGAUGGGAUUGAGAAGAAAAAUAUUAUUAUGAAUUAUAAAUUUGAAAUUAUAAACUGGUAUUUGUGUACAAAAAAUAAAAUAUGCGAAAUAAACGAAAAGCUUAUAAACUCUAUCAAUGUUGACACCUAUUUAAAUUUUAAGUAGGUAUUCUAUGCACUUGGAUAAGUGCACAAAGUAAAAUUGCCCAAGUUUUGUAAUAAAUUAAUGAAAACGUAUUGGAGAUUCAAUAUGUAAACAAGGCUCGAUUCUUUUUUUAAGCAUCCAGAAACGCAAAACUUAAAACAGUUGUAAAAGUUAUACCCUGUAUUCUGAGGUUAUACCUAACAUAAUGGAAUUAGAGAUUUUAAGUAACAGUUUCAAUUGUCUUGCUUAUUCCUAUAGCACAUUAUUCUAAGGAUUCUAAAAAGAGUUCAUUUGCAAUGCAUUAUAAAGUGGUGAUACAUCAUUAAUUACUAUUGAUAUUUUUAAGAAACAACAUGCUCUAACGUCGACGAUGAAAUAAAUAAAACUAUUUUACAUACUACGUUCAAAACAAACUUAUGAAUAAUGAUCCUGGCUUGGCUUGAUGCUAAUCGGCCAUACACCGAAAAAUGUAAAUGAUGAAUAUAAGUGUUUAUUUUAUUUUUAAAAAUAAGAUUGUUAACUCUUAAGUAUGGACGUGGAACCUCGUGGUCUGCGCUGACUGAGGAAAAGACCGCAGAAAAUUAUAAUUUUAUUAAUUUAAUAUUUUUUUUUUAAAUUGUAAUGAUGAUAUCUAUUAUUGUAAAUUAUAAUAAGUUCUGUAUGAUUUGAAAGAGCAACCGUUGAGUUUCUUGCCAGCUCUUUUCAGCAGAAUCUGCGUUUGAACUAGUGGUAGAGUCUUUACAACAGGUAAGCCUUGACGUUUCAAAAGUGGCUACUUGAAAUACCUAAAUGAAUGUUAAUUUGAUUUAGUUACUGUGUGUCUACCAUUCAUUGACUUUAAUCUGCCAAUAAAAUAGCCAUUGUUCUUCUACUUGUUAUUGUCAUUAUUCCUUUAUAAUUUAUUAUGUCCUUGUAGAGUCCACGUCCAGGAUAAUUAAACAAAAUAACGUCCAUACUUAAAGGCAAAGCAUUCAGGUAAAUAAUCCUACAAUCGAGCCAUUGAUUCGUAACCGUCAAUGUAUAGGAGUCAACCAAUUAUGUAAAAAGAAAAAAGAGGUAGGUAAGUUAUUCGCGGCGCAAGUGGCACGUUAAAACUAUGCUAAUUAGCAAACCUGAGCUCAGUCGCCGCACUGUCAUCGCGCCGUUGACAACGCAGCUGAAAUUAUUUUUACGUGCCAGUUGUAAACUCGAAUAUGGUUUAUGUAAUCUAUCUACCUUUUUUCUCUUCUAACAUCAUUGGACUCAACGUAUGAAAAUUAAAACGGUGUUAUGUAUUUAGUGUGUAUAGUAAAUUAUUAAGUUAAGCACAUUGGACUGCUCGCAGUAGAGUAGCGCAGCUCAAUUGUAGAAAAGUAAAUUUGUAAUUUACCUAUUUAUAUUGUUAAUAAAACCGUUAUAAGAUAGAA
Bicyclus anynana (squinting bush brown) is the source of this 8266-nucleotide messenger RNA. RefSeq names its product acetylcholine receptor subunit alpha-like (gene nAChRa4). Gene Ontology annotation, biological process: nervous system process; chemical synaptic transmission; signal transduction. Bases 55 to 1752 code for a protein of 565 amino acids. The transcript has 10 exons. Lineage: Eukaryota; Metazoa; Arthropoda; Insecta; Lepidoptera; Nymphalidae. The record is from RefSeq and is a predicted model, not a curated record. Gene Ontology annotation, cellular component: postsynaptic membrane; neuron projection; synapse. Gene Ontology annotation, molecular function: acetylcholine-gated monoatomic cation-selective channel activity; transmembrane signaling receptor activity.